AUUGAAAACGAAGAUCAGUUCAAGUAUUCAUUUUCACAUCUGAGGUUCAAAUUGUAUCGCUUAACAUGAAUUGUCGUCUUAUCGGUUCAAUAUUAUUCUUUAUUAUAUUGGGUCUACUAAGAAAUGUAUAUGGAUUUUCCAGUUAUAAAUGGGUUUCUCUAAAAUCUGGGGAUUCACUCCCUGAAAAUAUCGUUUCUAUUCCACGUUCAGAAGACAGAUACGUUGGAAGAGCUAGACAUUUUGAUGAAAUUCUUCCAGCCGAAAUCACUUCUAACGGAAUGGCAUUCAUAUCAUCGUGCCACAAGGAAAUACAUAAAGAAAAGUUCGAGAUUCUUACAACAACAGACGAAUGUGAUUGGAAACCAUACAACGAUUAUCAAAAUUUAGAAGAAACCAUUCUACGUGUUGGAACCGCUUGGAAUGGUGAACCCAUUCAUGUUGGACAAUCAGGCGAGCGUUCUAAUACUUACCAUAUUGCUUCGAUUUAUUUAACUAAAAAUGAACCAUAUACAUGGACAACGGAUCAAAAUGAUUAUUAUUACUCUCCAAAUUGGCACUAUCUGAGUUGUAAUGUCAAAAACAAGUGGAUUGAUACUUCGGCAAGGAAUUUACCAAACAACUCAGUUUCUGGUGGAAAAUCUGAAGAUGAUUAUGAAAUUUAUGUUGCUCGAUUAAAAAGGGGUUGUGAUGUUGUUACGGGGCAAGCAAUUCCUGAUAUUGGAACAGCAACAGCAUUUUUAAACGAUAAUCGUCCUAUUGAGGCUGCUUAUUGUCAAGUUCUUGUUGGUGAACCAAACGAAUAUGCUUGGGUUUCAGCUAGUGAUGGAGAAAUUCCUGAUUAUGCUGUUUCCCAUGGGCAAAAUGGACCCGAAUUGUCGUAUGUUGCGAGAUUCAAUAAGACUAUAGGUCAUUUGACACAUUAUGAAGGCCUUUAUCAGAAAUUGGAUUACGAAAUUUUGGUAAUGAAUCAGUUGUGAUGAUAAUAAUUAUAAUUAUCAAAAAAAAUUA
Molecule: messenger RNA, 1008 nt
Organism: Episyrphus balteatus (marmalade hoverfly)
Lineage: Eukaryota; Metazoa; Arthropoda; Insecta; Diptera; Syrphidae
Exons: 2
Coding region: 66-977 (303 amino acids)
Source: RefSeq, a predicted model, not a curated record